AGCAGCGCCGUGCCAACGGCGCGAGCGCAGCGGCGGCGGAUGGCGUCCGUGCAGCGGCGCGGACGGCGGUGGCGACGGACGCCACCGCUGCGCAUGCUCUUAGGCUAAAAGUUAUUCAUUGAUCUACUAAUAGCUACUUUAACUAGCAAUUAAUCUUCUUAGCCAGUCUCUAUAAAUUGAGCUCCAACCUUAUUAACUUCUACAAAUACCUCUUGCCCUCCAUAUGAAUUUGAGUCUCUCUCAUGACUAAGAUGGAGAAAAGACCAUGCAAUGAACCAGAAGUGAGGAAAGGGCCAUGGACUAUGGAAGAGGAUCUCAUUCUCAUAAACUACAUUGCUAACCAUGGUGAAGGUGUUUGGAAUUCACUAGCUCGAUCCGCCGGGUUGAAGCGCACCGGAAAAAGUUGUCGUCUCCGGUGGCUGAACUACCUUCGGCCGGAUGUGAGAAGGGGCAAUAUCACGGCGGAGGAGCACCUUUUGAUCAUAGAGAUGCACGCUAAAUGGGGUAACAGGUGGUCGAAAAUUGCAAAACAUUUGUCCGGAAGAACAGACAAUGAGAUAAAAAAUUAUUGGCGAACUCGAAUUCACAAGCACAUAAAACAGUCUGAGAAUUUCGCUACUUUGCCCUUGAGCAAUUUCGAAGAGCCAGUCUUCACUAACCAAGUUCACUCCAGUUAUGUCCCUGCGGAUAAUGCACUUAGCCAAUCAAAUGAUCACAAUAUUUGGGGCAUGGAGGACUUUUGGUCCAUGCAAUUACUUCAUUGAGACUAAUUAUAUGUUUAUAUAUUUCAUAAAAAAAUAUAUCAAAUUAUUAUCUUUUCUAUUCUAUAAUUGUAUUUUAAGAAUUGUUGUGGAUUUA
Molecule: messenger RNA, 858 nt
Organism: Salvia splendens (bonfire salvia)
Lineage: Eukaryota; Viridiplantae; Streptophyta; Magnoliopsida; Lamiales; Lamiaceae
Product: MYB-like transcription factor EOBII
Exons: 3
Coding region: 243-764 (173 amino acids)
Biological process (GO): regulation of DNA-templated transcription
Cellular component (GO): nucleus
Molecular function (GO): DNA-binding transcription factor activity; sequence-specific DNA binding
Source: RefSeq, a predicted model, not a curated record